Gossypium raimondii (Peruvian cotton) is the source of this 1361-nucleotide messenger RNA. Its product is annotated as cytosolic sulfotransferase 14. Gene Ontology annotation, cellular component: cytoplasm. Gene Ontology annotation, molecular function: sulfotransferase activity. Lineage: Eukaryota; Viridiplantae; Streptophyta; Magnoliopsida; Malvales; Malvaceae. Gene Ontology annotation, biological process: sulfation. The record is from RefSeq and is a predicted model, not a curated record.
AUGGCUGACCAAAGCAUCCCCAGCGACUACCAACUACCCCAAAAAUAUACCCCAAAUUUCACUUAUUUCCAAGGCUUUUGGUGCCGGUCCGAGCUCGUUCCCAACAUAACAUGCUUCCAAAACCACUUUCAAGCCCUCGACGCCGACAUCGUUCUAGCCAGCAAGCCUAAAACCGGCACCACUUGGUUGAAAGCACUGGCUUUCUCCAUCCUCAACCGCCACCGUUUCCCACUUUCCAACUCCCCCUUGGCUUCUUCAAACCCUCACGAUCUCGUCCCUUACUUCGAAAUGACACUAUAUAACAACGGCUGCCACCCUGAUUUUGCCGACGUUUCAUCACCCAGGCUGUUCGCCACACACCUUUCUUACCAUGCAUUGGCAGAAUCCAUCAAAAACUCCAAAGCCCGUAUCGUUUACGUUACUCGGAACCCACCGGACGUCAUCGUUUCGAUGUGGCACUUCGCGACGAGCAGACCCGAACGAGCCCAUUGGCCUAUUGAUGUAUGUUUCGAGCAGUUUUGCAGAGGCGAAGAAGGGUUCGGACCUUUCUGGGAAACAAUCAACGGCGAACCCGAACAAGGUCUUGUUCCUCAAAUACGAAGAAAUGAAAGGAAACCUAGUGGGUCAAAUAAAAAAUCUGGCGGAGUUCAUGGGAUUGCCGUUCUCAGAGGAGGAAGAGAAAGAGGGUGCAAGGGUUCCGGACCUUUCUGGGACCAUGUUCUUGAUUACUGGAAACAAUCAAGCAAACCAAACAAGGCCUUGUUCCUCAAAUACGAAGAAAUGAAAGGAAACCCAGUGGGUCAAAUAAAAAAGAUGGCGGAGUUCAUGGGAUGUCCGUUCUCAGAGGAGGAAGAGAAAGCGGGUGCCAUUGAUGAAAUAGCCGAGUUCUACAGCUUGAGCAACCUCAAGAACCUGGAAGUGAACAAAAGCGGCAGCCUCAAAACCAUGAAACGACAAACCAACUCUUUCUUCAGGAAAGCUGAGGCGGGUGAUUACGUUAAUAUUCUGAGCCCAUCGGCGGUGGAACGUUACAGUAAGAUCGUGGAUGGAAAACUCAGCGGUUCCGGUUUAACCUUCAAAAUGUGUUGUUAAGAUAAAAAAGUUUUACAGUUUCGAUGGAAUUGCUUUUUCAUCCCCCCUAUUCCGUGUAGCUCCGUGCGCUACAGUAAUUCACUUAUUUGGCUCAUCGAUUAAGUGAUUCCCCGCAGAAUAAACGCAUCUUUAUUCACUCAACUCUUGUAAUAGGAAUUUGUAAUAGGAAUUCAGUGGUGAGAACUCUGAAUAGCUAUUCAAACUCCCACUGUACCAAAUAAAAAAAAAUUCCAGAAUUUCUUUUUUACAAAAAUUGAUAUUUCUAUCUC